AUGGAUGACUCAAAUUGCAUUCUUCUCACUCAUGAUGCCUACACCGUCGGCUGGGUUUGUGUUCUGGACUCCGAGCAAGAUGCCGCCAGGGCUCUCCUAGACGAACUGCACACCCCACCACCUACCCCUCGCGAUGAGAACUCAUACAUUGUCGGCCGCAUGGGGAAGCACAACGUCGUCAUUGCUAGACCUACUGGCCAAGGAAAAGCCAAUGCUGCUGACGCUGCGGUGAACAUGACUCGUACAUUUCCCCAGAUCCGCUUUGGAUUGCUGGUAGGUGUUGGUGGAGGCGCCACAGACUCCCCUGACCCCUACGUUGGAAGGAGAGACAUUCGGCUCGGAGAUGUUGUUGUCAGCAAGUCUCAGGGAGAGCAUGGCGGAAUUUUUCAGUACGAUACGGGUAAAAAGUACCCUGAAGGGUAUAAAAUUAUAUCACACCUGGACAAACCGAAAUCUGCUUUGAUCGCGGCGGCAAAUUUGCUCCGAUCAAACCACACUUUCAAGAGGGGGAACAUGGAAAAGUAUGUACAGGAUACAAUUGCCAAACUCCGGGAUCUGGAUAUGCCAUACUUUGACUUUCCGGGUCGCGAACACGACCUGCUGUUCCGGGCAGAAUAUCGCCAUCCUGACCAAAACGAGGAUUGUAACAACUGUGACCGAACACAAAUAGUAGAUCGGGCCCCGCGGCCGAGAGUCGGUCCCUCCGUCCAUUAUGGCCUCAUUGCAUCUGCGGACCUCACUAUUCAAGACCCAGUGUUCCGGGAUGAGCUUCGCAAGUCUAAAAAAGUACUGUGUUUCGAGAAGGAGGCGGCGGGCCUGAUGGAUCGCUUCCCAUGUAUUGCCAUCCGGGGCAUCUCGGACUAUGCGGACACUCAUAAGUGCAAGAAGUGGCAGCCGUAUGCUGCUAUAACUGCUGCGGCCUAUGCAAAGGAUCUAUUGGCGGUGAUUCAGCCUCAUGAAAUUGCUGAGGAUGCAGCGGCGGCGAAAAUUCUUGAACAAUACACCGAAUACCGCCACAAAAUCCUGGAUUGGCUCUCUACAUUGGAUUUCAAAACCGAGCAGGAAGAUCUGUUUGGCAGAUCCGUGCCAACUGGAGGGUGGCUGCUUGAAUCCGAUGUAUUCAGGCGUUGGGCCGAAGGCAGUCGCUGGCAACUUCGAUGUUACGGCGAGGCUGGCACAGGCAAGACCAAUCUCUGUGCUAUGGUGAUUGACCAUCUCCAAAAGGCUUUUGUUUUGCGAAGGCCAGUCAUCUACCUAUAUCUAAGUGAUGAUGAGCAUAAACGAGUCCAACAAACUCCAGAUCGUCUUCUAGGUAGCAUGCUAAAGCAGCUAAUUUCGUGUGAUCCCAACGUCGAUAUACCAGAGAAGCUCGUAGACGCGUACGAGGGCCGUGGCAACGGAGCACAUUCGACUAGCCAAAUUAUGAAGCAAGCGUUUCAGGACUUAGUAGCCAAACAGAGUCGUGUAUAUCUUAUAGUUGACGGUUUGAACCAAUGCUCGCCCGAGGUCUCAGAACUUAUCAAGGAAUAUGCCCUAGGGCUUGUUCAGGAUGGCCUUCCCUUGAGCCUUCUCACCACCUCGCUGGGAUACCGAGAAGUUAAAAGAACAAUUUUCUGCAAUCACUGCGGCAGACAAAACCUUCCGAUGUACGUUCACUGUGAUUGCCAUGAUGGACGAUUUGACUUGUGUCUGGACUGCAAACAACAAGGAAUCACCUGUCCCAAGAACCACAUUGGUGAGGAGCCAUAUGACACAGUGCAAAUAGAGGUACGCGCGCGACAUGACGAGCUCGUAGAAUAUUCUCACAAGAUGAUCAGUCGGACAUUGAAAACGGGCCGCGAUCGACGGGAUGAGCGCGUUCAUCCGUUGCCGAAGUACAACCCCCGGCCUGUUGCGCGAUACCUACGUGAUAAGCCCGGCCUAGUUAAUCGCAUUUCUCGGGAGAUUGCAAGGAACGCGCAAUGCAGUUUUAUCAUUGCGCAGGCUUGGCUACAGAACUUGUUAGAGCGUGACACGGAGCCAGGGGAUGACGAAAAGCUACUUUGCUUUCUAGACAACAUACCAGUGGAACCUUUGACCGCGUACUUAAAUGAGCGGAUUGCGAAGCUUAAAAGGUACAAGAAAGCGAGCGAGCUACGCGUAGCAUUCACGACGCUUACCUUGGUUAUGUCGGCUUGUCAGCCCCUGACCCUACCGCAAUUGCAGCAUGCGUUGGCCCUCAAAAGUCCUUCAGGGCAAGUCGUAGAGUCAAACCUAGCCGACAGAGUUUUCAUUUUGAAGUCAACAAACGGGUUAAUUACCAUAGAAAUUGGUGACGAGUCGCACUCUUUCGUGUAUUUCUUUCACAGUACAUUGCGAACUAUAUUCGCCGGAAGUGGCCAUCACCCAUUUUUAAGGCGUGCAGAGUACAAAAUGGCGAAGGUCUGCCUGAAGUAUUUACAGGAUGAGCAGUCUUUGAAACAUUAUGAGAAUAUCACGGCGUAUCCUUUUCUGUCCUACGCUCUAGAGUUUUGGGGAGACCACGUUCGCAAAGCGCAUGAUGUACGGAUUGAGAAGGCAGCGCUUCAGUUCCUCAACGAUCCUGUUCGUUUUGCACGGCUCACCCAAGAAGCCGCAAAGUGUGGUCCAAAGGGAUCUGAGUGGAUCCAUGAAGCUAUGGACAUUCUUCACCUUUGUGCUUGGUUUGGUUUAACCAAUCUGGUCACUCUCCUGAUUGCCGAAAACCAUGAUGUCGCCAUACGGGAUCAUAAAUAUAGCCGUACCCCCUUACGAUACGCUUGCAUCAAGGGCCAUGACGAGACGGUCAAAGAAUUAUUGAAGCACAACACUCCUGUAGAGGAGGAGGCAGUAGUCGACGCUAUGUGUGGCUUAACUUGUGCGAAUCACCUGCAGAGCGAACAGGAGAGGCGGCGAAAGAUUGUUGAAGGACUUCUGGAGACAGGCAAUAUUGAUGUCAAUACCAGAUUAGGCGCAAAGAGCCGAACGAUGCUCACGCUUGCGGUGGGACACGGUCAUUAUGACUUCGUUAAGGUGUUCCUAAGCCAUAAAUUAAUCGACGUCGACGCUCAGGAUUUGAAUGGCUGUAGUGCAUUAUCGUUUGCGGUAUAUUCAGAGGAAGGUGUUCCUAUCGACAGUUUCGAUGCAGUGGCAGAUCACGUAUACAUUCCACGUUGCGAACUUUUCAACGAUAUAUGCUACGAGGAAUACAGGUGCCAGGGGCUUGUCAAAUUGUUAUUGCAACAGGGUGCUAACCCAAACGUGAGAGACAAUGCCAGUAACUCGACUCUGGUAUUGGCCAUCAGGCUGGGCGCGCUGGAUACUGUAGAAACCCUACUCAAGUGCCAGCGGUUAGAUCUGCAGGCUGAGAAGGAGCUUAUCCACACUGCGAGCGCAAUGGGACAUCCAGAGAUUAUCCGCUUGCUCCACUCAGCCCUUUCGCAGACCAACAACAUCCAUGUCUAUAACAUAAAUGCUCGGGACGAACGGGGACUGACACCACUACACUAUGCUAGCCUUUCGAGAUGUGCACGCGCGGGUGAAGUAACAGAGGUGCUGGUCGAGCUGGGCGCAGAUCCCAGCCUUACAGAUGCUAGGGGCUGUACACCAUAUAUGAUGGCUUCCCUGCUUCAACACGUGCAAGUCAUAGAGGCGCUACAGAGCAAACCCACAUCACACAAUAGCGAAACGAGAAGCAUGCAAGAUCUUCCUGCUUUAACCCUCGCGAAGCAUGGUCACUGGGCAUUGCUUCAAGAAAUAAUUACCAUCGGGAGGGCUGACCUUACAUAUAAAUGCAUGUUGACUGGUGAUACCCUGCUACACAUGGCAACGGCAGCCAAUGAAACUGAUAUCCUGCGUUUGCUUCUUAUUAAAAGUAAAUUGCGGUCAGACGGCACAGUCAAUGAGCAAGGGCAUACGCCACUGCAUCUGGCAAGAAGUGUGGAAAUCGCCAAGUUAUUAGUCGAGUACGGCUACCAAGUUGACGCAGUGGAUUUCAAUAAUAAUACACCAUUGGACAUUGCGCGUCGACAGCCUAGAACCCGUAAUGUCGCUCAUUACCUUGAAAAUGUACUGGGGAUGUCCGAGAAAGAGCACCAUAUGGAGAUACGGGAGCAAAAGACUAAAGUUACACUUAGUGCUUAG
Molecule: messenger RNA, 4140 nt
Organism: Aspergillus pseudotamarii
Lineage: Eukaryota; Fungi; Ascomycota; Eurotiomycetes; Eurotiales; Aspergillaceae
Exons: 5
Coding region: 1-4140 (1379 amino acids)
Biological process (GO): nucleoside metabolic process
Molecular function (GO): protein binding; ATP hydrolysis activity
Source: RefSeq, a predicted model, not a curated record